AAACUUCACCCCUGAAGUACUGAAACACUCCUAGAAGGAAUCCCUGAAGCAACAGGACAGAUCAAUGCUCAGUGGCCUAAAUUUUGAAAAGUGCUUCUGUUUUCUUCUGUUGGUAUUUUUUGUAAGCAAUGGUGUAGUUCAGGACGUGGAAAAAGUAAAGUUUUUAUCCAUGCUGGAGGAGUGACACUGUUGGAGAAGGAAGCAGGUGGUAAAUGUGUCUGUCUCAGUGUGACUGUGCCAGUCUUCCAGAUAAAGUAAUUUGCCAAACAAGGGUCAUAAAUUAUGUAAUCCAUGGUGUAAGCUAAAGAGUGAAUUACUCCAAAGGAGGAAAAUUGUGUGAAUGAGUAAUGGGGCUGUUUUAAUGGCACAUUGUCCCUGUGAUUCUUGAACAGCUUGGGAGAUACUCGGAAGGUAUUGGAAUGCAGCAAUGUUGUUAUCUUGAACUGAAAGUUUGGAGUAUUUUAGUGAAAAGCUGAAAACAUAUUUUAAAUCCAAAAGAGAGGUCCCACAAAGCCAAUACUUAAAAAGGACAAUCAGGAGGCGCUGGAUUGGGUGGUUUUUAUUUUAAAGUGCAGGAUUCCCAGAAGCCAAGCUCAGCUAUGUGCUGAUGGCAGGCUGCAGCCAAGAAAGGCUGUGAUUGAAGCCAUUCUAGAAGUCAGUGUGUCUUUCUUCCUGCCCCUGAUGUGCUUUUGCUGUGGACCAGAGCCAGAGAACAAACCCCAGUGAAACCCUGGGUUCAGAGGCAAACACCCUUGUUCAAGGUGCAGUGAGUCCUUUGUCCUUUUGUGUACAGACACAGGAGAUGGAUUUUGCUGCAACAGCUGAAAGAAAUUCUCCUGCUGUGACCCGGGAAUAGGUGUAAACUGAGCCUGUCAUGGUUUCAAGCCUUGGUAACCUUUUGUGGGCUCUAUUUGUAGCAGUCCUGACACCAGUGCUUGGGGAAUCCAUAGCUUGUGCUCGGUCUGUGUCACUCUCAGGACUCCUGCAAUGCUGCAGGAGGAGAGACUGGUCUCCACAGCCACCUUGCACCAGAUCUGAGUUAGGAUUAAAGAUCAUGAGCAGUUCCAUCUUCCACCAUUAAUUUUGGUCAGUAACUUUGGUUUACUUAUAUGCCUCUCUUUGAAGAAAUUAAAUGAGCCUGAAUGUUGUUAUAGAAUGAAUAAAUAACUUGGCACUUGAUUGUGCUGAGUUCCAGAAACUCAGACAAUAAGAGGAGGAAAUGGGUGUGCUGUGCAGUACAGAGCUCUCAGCUGUUCAGGUCUGCUGGCUCUGGGUUUAUUUUUAUUUAUUUUUUUAUAUUUAUUUAUUUAUUUUAUUAUUAUUCAGUGCCCAAGUGGGCACCGAAAACAGAAACUGACUCUCAGCCUCUGCAGCCCUUCCUGAGGCCAGGUCCAAACCCUCUGCAACCAGUAAAUGCCACUGAUGUAGCCAAGCCAAGAGUUUGGGGUUUUCAGCCUGCCUCAUUAAAAGAUCUCACCCAAGGAAAAUCUGCCCUUUGCUGUUCUGCAUCCUUGAAUCAAACCUGACAGCUCAGGUAGAGGUGUUUGUUCAUCAGCCAAGGUGAGGCUGCCACUGAGCAGCUGGGAGCUGGAGCCAGAGGGGAAUUCCCUGUCAGCAGCAGAGUGGAGCAUCUGCAGGAACUGCUUCUUCACACUUCUGCCUUACGUCUGAAGAAGGAUCAUGCCAUUUCUUUCACUGAGGUAAAUAUUAAUUUCUUUGUUGUGGUCUGUUGUAAAGCAGUCUUCUGGCAGGACUGAGAAUCUCUUAUCUACUGCUGUAAUAUAUUAUAUUACGUGCUGUUGGGCUUUAGCCAGAGCAGUAUUCGUUCAAGAAUUUGCUAGGCAUUGAUUUUUAGAGAUCACUAUUUAUCCUUUGAAAAGCAAAGGUUAAAGUUUUCCUUUUGCUGUUAAUGUAACUGUGCUUGGCAUGUUUACAUAAGCAGCCAGCUCCUGUCAAAUUAGGAAAUCCACAUUGGGAUUUUAUCAGUUAUGGAUUAGUUUUGAAAGCACUGUGCUAAGAACAAUGCUUGUGCUAACUUCAGCUUCAAUGCAGUCAAACUCCACAAAGUUUGGGUGUAACCUGGGUGGUGUUUGGGGUGACCACAGAGUCAGGAUCUUGUGCAGUGAUUGUUGAGAAUUUUUAAGGACUCUAAAUAAUAAAGAAGAAAGAAGACAGGGGGUGUGAUAAGGUGUGAGUUUCUGUCAUCACUCAUCCUUGCCACAUGGGUAUUUUCUAUUCUUUUCUCAGAAAAAUGAAAAAUGAAUUGGCAAAACUUAAUGGUAUAUGCAUCUAAUUACAGGAUUCCCUCCUUCCCAUCACAUCCAUCUUUGAUGGCUUCAGGACGAUGGCUUUGUCUUUUAAAACAGUGUCUGUUCCAGGAAAUUGUCUGUCCAAGUUUGUUAUCUGUAAAAGGUAACAUAAGCCUAAAAGGAGAAGAGAGAGGCUCCUGACAGAUACCUUAGUGUGUUGAAAUUUAUGUCAUUAAAUGAAUACCUCACAUCUGAUUACAAAAAUUCAGAAACAGCAAGAUUAAUGAGAUAUUUUUAUGGAACUACCUUGUUUCAUAAAGGAAAAUAUGCUGGGUAAGUUAUCAGGAAGUUGUAUCAGUUUUAAGUUAAUUAGUAAUUCUUUAUAGAGAAGGAUGCUGUAAAACAAGCUCAAAAUCCACAAUCCACAGCAGCAGAAAGGGAAGUUCAUUCUGCUGCUGGCAAAGUCUGGAAGAAAAGGCCCAGGAUGUCCUUCCUGAAAGUCCUGCUGUGUGUCCUGGUCCUGGCCAGCCCCUUGCUGAGUGAAGCUUCACAACCCAACUGCAAUGGAGUUGGGGACUUUGAGGCCUGUCUGGAUAAUACAGAUGAAUUCUGUCCUGAAAAUAUUCCUUGCAUGUGUAAAGGUGGAGAACCUUUUUGCAGAUGUGAUUACUUCAGAAUAGGCUGGAAGGAGUACUGGUACAUGGGCCCCAAAUGUAACCACCUUUGGAACACUCUGGAUUUCAUUUUAGUGGCUACUCUUCCUGGAGUGGCACUGGUUCUCAUAGUGGUUGUAAUAUUUUCUGCUGUCUACUGCUUGAAAGUGAAACAACCUGGGAAGCAGCCAAAGUCUGCAGAAAUUCCCAUUGUUCCCCCCAGGAGUCAGCCAAAGCCUCCAUACAGUGGAGGCCAGCAGAACCCUGCAUUCAGCACUGACACAGCUGCCAGCCCGGGGGACGGGCACCAUCAGCCAGCCAGGGAUGCCUGGGCUGGACAAAUUCCAAAACCUGUUCUGAAAAGAGAAGAUUUUAACGAUGCCUCAAUCCCAAAUCAAAGGCAGAAUUACAGUCCUGUGUAUGCUCAGCCUCUAAGGACAGCAGAUCCAGCCUCAGAUUAUUUCCCUCAGUCCCGAGCCCAGCGGGAUGAGUUUGACUAUCCCAGGAAGGAUUUGCCUUAUCCAGUUUAUCCAGAGGCCAGACAGUACCGGAGAUACUAAGAACAAGUGCAUCCUAUAUCAGAAAUGUCUUGGAAUGCUGUGUGAUCACUGGACAAUCCAGGUGCUGAGAGAGCAGUGAGACCCCGGUGGGACACAGGGGAAAUUGCCAUCCUUAUUAGAGAGCACUAAGCUAUUGCAAAGAGAAGGCAUUGAGGACAAUUGUGAAAGAAAACCUCAUGAAUCCCUGAUACUGCAGCACACAAGGGUCUGGCCCUGGCAGUGUGCUACAAACACAGCCGAGGACUUGGCCUCUCUCUGUCCCAAGAUUUACCAAAUACCUACAGACCCAUUCCCUUGUCCCUUUUGUUUUUUGCUUUGCUUCCUUCUGUGUUGAUCCCAACAGCUGGAAUGGUUUGCCUUUAAAACUGUCCUGGCUUGCUUUGUAACUUUUUUUUGUAAAUGAGGAAAAGAUAUGAAGCUAUGGAAGGUUGACUACCUUGCCACUAAGUAACAAAUAAAAGAGACUGAAGAUUGGGAUUUAUUUCCCUUUUUCCAAAAAGUCUGAAGCACGUUACAUUGUGAUUUCUGUUAAAUCAUUUUCCUUAGUAUUAGGCAAUAUGUGAAACUAUAUGACAAACCCAGAAUCUUAAGGAUUUUAGAAAGGGUUUCUUGAUCUUUGGUUUUCCUUCAAUGUAACAAAAAUGCAAAGUGGGCAAAUUUCACUGGGUUUACUUCUACUGCUGCAAAUUCUGUCAGAAAUAAAAGAAGUGAGUGUGGUUCCCUGUCUUAUCUUCAGAAACACACAGAAAUGGGGUUAGCAUAUCUGUUUAGAGCCCAGACUAUCAGUCUAAACCAUCUGACCUCCAAAAUUCAGAUCCAAAGGUGUCAGAGAAUUGUGUCAGUGAAUUGCUUUUUUCUGUAAUUUCUCAGCCUCGGUGGUGCUACAAUGUGACAAACUGUGCUGGUUGUUGACCUCAAUCCAGCUCUGUUGUACUGACCUGAGAGUGACCACAGAAUGUGAGUGUUCAAUUUUAUAUUCCACCACUGCUCCAGAAAGGAGUAGGGGGAACAGACAAGGCAACGCUGUCAAUAUCUGUGGUGCUGGCAAGAGCAGAGCUGGCUGAACUGAGUCUCUCUCACCAUUCCCCCCAGUGUUCAGUUUUGUCAUUACCUUUUCCAGGUAUUUUCCCCUUCAUUCCUUAAUUGCAUUGGGCAGUUAGAAAUUAUUUCAUCAUAAGAAUGUCUGUCUCUUGCUAGAGCUAGACUAAAUCACUGGAAUCUCCUUCCCACUGAAUUUACUUUGGUGUGUGCUGUGUUAUGUAGCUUUACUCUUUAAAACAAAAAAAAAAAGGGGCAGAGGGUCAAAUGUAAGUCUCCAAGCUCUCUGUUAAGGAGGUGAAAGUCUAGGAGGAAGAAUCUCUUGAGAAUUAUAGAAGCUCCACCUCUCUAUUGUCCUGAGGAGCCCAGAACUGGACACAGCACUCCAGCUGUGGUCAGUAGGGUCCCCUGGGGCUGCCCCAUCUCAGGAUGUCCACCGUGGGUCACCCUCCCUGUGCUGGCCCAACUCCCAGACCCCGCGUGGCUCUGCCCUCUGAACCCCCAGACAGGGGCAGCCCCACAGCCCUCAGGUAGCUCUGAGCAAUCCCCUCUCAGCAUCUCAGGGCUCCCAGGGUCACAUUUCCCAGGAACCCACUUCUGCCUUUGCGCUUUACUUGGAAACACAGCUCCGGCUUUGGGUUUCUCUAAGGAAUAGAAGACAUGGAACAGGCACCAAGCAUUGCCCAAGUCCUCCUCUGCUCAGAAUUGUACAGCAGGCUCUCAAUCUUAUGACGAAGAGUAAUGCAAAGUUUCCACUACAAGUUGCUAUGUUUGUUGUAAGAAGGUUCAUGUUUGUGUCCUAACUAGUUUUAUAUAUUAAAAAAACUGGCUCAACUUUGUAUUUACUUGUCACGUUUAAUCAGGUUAGUCGGUUUUUCACGCUGGUAAGAGAUCCACAAAACUGAAACUGUUGCCCGAGCUAUUUAAAUGUUGACUGUUUUAUCCACUGGCCUCACAGGGACGGGUGUGUGGGGGAACUCCCCUCACUGCCCCUCACGGUGCCCGGGCCGGGAGCGGGGUCCCCGCGCGGUCCCCUGGCGGUGCCCGGGGCGGGAGCGGGGUUCCCCCGCGGUCCCCUGGCGGUGCCCCGAGCAGGAGCGGAGGUCCUCCCGCGGUCCCCUCAGGGUGCCCCGAGCAGGAGCGGAGGUCCCCCCGCGGUCCCCUCAGGGUGCCCCGAGCAGGAGCGGAGGUCCCUUGACGGUGCCCGGGGCAGGAGCGGGGUUCCCCGCGGUCCCCUGGCGGUGCCGGG
This is a messenger RNA of Motacilla alba alba, 5749 nucleotides long. RefSeq lists its product as uncharacterized. The transcript has 7 exons. The coding region runs from base 2734 to 3462 and encodes 242 amino acids. The record is from RefSeq and is a predicted model, not a curated record. Lineage: Eukaryota; Metazoa; Chordata; Aves; Passeriformes; Motacillidae.